Molecule: messenger RNA, 2301 nt
Organism: Sclerotinia borealis F-4128
Lineage: Eukaryota; Fungi; Ascomycota; Leotiomycetes; Helotiales; Sclerotiniaceae
Source: the annotation of a GenBank genome assembly
AUGAGGGCGCAUACUCCCCAGGGCCUGGGAGACUCUCAACGAAGAACAUCCUCAACCAGUGGUGGACAUAGAAUGAGUAUGGGUAGUGCCAUCCCUCGUGCGCAAUCAAGGACUGCUAUGGCGCGUCCAUCAAAUACCCAGCCGAGUUUCGAUUUUUUGACAGGCGCAGAGUCUACUCAUAGACCACCAUCACGAACAGACCGAUUCCGACAAUCGACCAGGACCGUUCUCGACGAAUCUAGGAAUGAGCCAAUCUACAGCGAGACCGAUCAGGAGGCUGACAAAAGAAGGAAACAGUUGGAUGAGUUGAAGGCCGAGUUGAAAACAUUAAGAUAUACAAUCGACAAUCACAAACAGGAGGAGGAGCUUGCGGAAUUAAGGCAUGAAAAUGAACUCCGAGAUGCAACACGCAAAGCCGAAGAGGAUUUUAAACUUAAACAAAUCGCAGAAGGAGAGAGAAAUAAGGCAGUGCGACAAUACGAAGUUUUGCUCAAAGAGAUGAGUGAGAUCCGUGAAACUUCAAGUGAAGAGAAAACCGCAUUGGAAAAAAAGGUUCGUGGAGUAGAAGAAAAUAAGCGUCGCAUGGAAGAGGAACUUGAGGACAUCAAGACAGAAAGUGAAGAGGGGAGUCGUAUACUGGAAAGGAGAGUUUCGGAGCUCGAAACAAGGAAUCAGACCUUGCAACGUAGCGUUCAAGAUUUACAGGAAGACUCUGAUCGGAGAGAGGCCUUAUUACAGGAUGUUCAGCAAAAAUUGGCCGUUAAAGAAGCGGCAAACGGAGCGCUUGAAGCUGAAGUCUUACGGCUCAAGGCUCAGACUGGGGAUACUGAUACACUUGAGAUAAUCAAGAGAGAAUUGAGCGAGCAGGUCACACACAUUCGAAAUUUGGAAGCAAGCAAUCGAGAGCAAUCGGCUGAGUUGAAGCAUUAUAAGAGACUACAUAAGAGUGUGGAAGUCGUUGAAGAAGAAAAACGAAGCUUGCAGAGAAAGGUCGAGGCCAUGGAUGACCUACAAAAUGAGCUUGGGGAAGCAAGACUUCAAAGACAAAGGCUCGAAGAUGAGCGUUUGGCUUGGACUGCCUACCUCCAAGAUCAAAAUGGUAUUGAAGGCCAGUUCGAGUUUGAUUCUCCGGAAGAUUUAGCAAGAGCACUAGUUGAAGAGAGGAUGAGAACUGCCACAUUAAUGGAACGACUUGGCGCUAUGGAGUCUGAGGUCCUUGACAAGAACAAUAUCAUAGGCGGCAUACAAGACGAAAAUAGGUCUAUGAGCGAGGAGAUGGAGAAAGUCAAGGCGGCGGGAAGCAGCGCCGUUGGUGGAGACGCGAAGGCUCGUAUGCGACUUGAGAGACAGCGGGCUUUGGCAAUCAAGGAAGUUGAAUAUUUGCGUGCGCAGCUCAAGACUUUUGAUGCCGAAGACGAAGCCUUUGGAGCUGGCGAUAACGUUGGCGAUGCGAAAAUUCAACGUAUUGAAGAGCUCGAAAGUAUCGUAGAUCAAUAUCGUCAAGAAGUACAAAUCCUCCAAACCGACCUUACAACCGCCGAGUCAAUACAACCUACCACUACAACACUCGCUGGUACAAAACACCCACGAGAAGAAACAGAUGAAAACGAGCGUGUAGGUGCUCUGAAUCGCAAAAAUCGUAAACUCCAGGACACCAUCACAACUCUCCAAACUUCCCAAAAGCUCAUUCAGAAAGAACUCUCUGUCACACAGGAACGCCUCACAGCCGCAACCUCGCACUCCCACACCCGCAUACUUUCUCUUCGCUCCAAUCCCACCGCUGACUUCGAGGCCGUCAAACUCUCCACCAUCACCGCUCUUCGUGCCGAGAAUGCUGAUCUCCUCUCCCAGCUCGCCACCAGUCUUCCCCCAAACGCGUCAGUUCCUCUCUCCACCCUCCAAACGCAACAAGAUCUCGUCGCAGAAUCGCAAGCCGCAUUCAGGGAUGAACGAACCCGAAACGACCGUCUUAAAAAGGUUUGGGGCCUUAAAUCGCAAGAAUUUCGUGAUGGUGUGUCUUCUCUCUUGGGUUGGGACGUUGUCUUCAUGCCUAAUGGGAAAAUGCGCGUAACUUCAUUUUAUUAUCCUUCAGUCGGAGAAGAGGAAAAUAGUAUCGUGUUUGAUGGUGAGAGGGGAACAAUGAAGGUUAGCGGGGGUCCGGAAAGUAAAUUCGCUGGAAGAAUAAUGGAGAAUAUCAAGUUCUGGGUCAAUGAAAGAGGCAGUAUUCCGUGUUUCUUGGCGGCACUGACUUUGGAAUUUCAUGAGGAGAAGAAAGGAGAUGGGACUGUAAUGAUUGGUUGA